AUGUCGGCAUCGCUUGCACCGGAGUGCAAUGAGGUGAAGGAGCGCUACGACACAUGCUUUUUAAAAUGGUAUAGCGAAAAAUAUCUUCGUGGGGCCGAAAAGGACAACAAAGAGUGUGCUGGCUUGUUCAACGAGUAUCAGAAGUGCCUAAGCGUUGCACUAAAGAACAGAGGCAUAGAUAAGCUUCUCGAUGAAGCCCGGGAGGACAACAAGGAAAACGAUGUAAGGUUAACGGCCCCGAAGAGUAAGUCCACGAAUCAAGUCUAA
Molecule: messenger RNA, 267 nt
Organism: Trichoderma harzianum CBS 226.95
Lineage: Eukaryota; Fungi; Ascomycota; Sordariomycetes; Hypocreales; Hypocreaceae
Exons: 4
Coding region: 1-267 (88 amino acids)
Source: RefSeq, a predicted model, not a curated record